Molecule: messenger RNA, 1380 nt
Organism: Dissoconium aciculare CBS 342.82
Lineage: Eukaryota; Fungi; Ascomycota; Dothideomycetes; Mycosphaerellales; Dissoconiaceae
Product: alpha/beta-hydrolase
Exons: 1
Coding region: 211-1164 (317 amino acids)
Source: RefSeq, a predicted model, not a curated record
AAAGUCACUACAUUCUUUAUUCCUCAUGUAUGAAAGUUGCUUGCAUGCGCAUUGAAAUCUGCGGCGGCAUAACGGCAGAAGUACAGGGACUGUUCGUGAUACAGAUUUAUCAACAACGACAUUAGCCGUACACGAAGCCGCAUUGGUUAACGACUUCUCCAGCUAAGCGCGGUAUCCAACUUUGUCUGAUUAACGAAUUCAGCUUCGAAUAUGAGCGCCGUCAAUUUAGGGGCUCCACUGGAGACCUGCACACUUGAGGAUGGACGUACUCUAGCCUUUGGCAGAUACGGCGCUCUGACGAAUAAUGCGGGCGUACCGUUCUUUUACUUCAAUGGAACUCCGAGUAGUCGUCGCGAAGCUAUUAUGCUGAGCGAGACUGCUUGCAAGCUUGGUAUAACUUUGAUCGGUGUGGACCGUCCCGGCCUAGGCCAUUCAAGCUUCCAAGAGCAUCGUAGGCUUCUUGACUGGCCCAGAGACAUCCAUGCUCUAGCCGACCAUCUCGAUAUUCACAAGUUCGCAGUCCUGGGCGUAUCCGGUGGUGGACCACACGUGCUGGCAUGCUUGCAUGAGAUCAGCUCCGAUCGCCUCGUAGCGGCCACGACUGUUUCGGGUAUGUGGCCUAUGAAGUUUGGUGCUGCUGGCAUGAUGCUACCGACGUGGUUAACAUUCAAGAUGGCUGCUUGGUCUCCCUGGGUGGCUGAGCUCGCUUUGGAAACCUUCUUAGGCAAAGCGGCUCGAUCAUCAGACCGUGAAGCAUUGAAGGAGAAAAUGCGCGCAAAUCUCGGAUCGCUUCCGACGCCCCCAAUCGACAAGGAAUGCGUGGAAGAAUUCCUGGAGAAUGACGUUCUAACCGAAACCAUGAUAGGUGGGAUACAGGACGCCUUUCGACUUUCCAGCCGGGGUGCCGUACGGGACUUUCACAUUAUGGGGACGGAGUGGGAGUUUGAUGUGGCAAACGUAGACGCUCGUCGUGUUACAGUCUGGCACGGUGACCUCGAUGCGAAUAUUCCCAUGAGUAUGGUCAAUCGAGCGACGAAACUCAUGCCUGGAACCAAGGUCAAUAUUUUUGAGGGCCACGGGCAUCUUUCGCUUGUUUUACGACAUCAAGAAGACAUACUCAAAGAACUUCUGGCACGAACUCAAGCGGAAGACGUCGACGAUUGAUGGAUACGUAUGAUUUACGCAUCCGGCCCUGAUUUUUUAUGUACAUGAUGUAUAUUAGCCCAUCUCAACUCUCACAUUGAUCCAUGCAGCAGGAAUACUAUGGUACGAUCGAAGCAUUUCCUCUCUACCUCUCCGCAUCGCUUAGGUUUGGACCUUCUAGCUAUCUUCGUGUCUAUACCUCCUGAGAUAUCACUAUAACAUCCUGCUUCUGUCCUG